AUGGCAAUUCCUACAGCGGCGAUUGCGUGGCGACAUUCACGACCGCGACAGGUCUUGAGAUAUGGCUUUUGUUUGGCUUUCGGUGCCACAUUUAGCACGCAUUCUGCAGUGUUGUACAAUCCAGGCGAGUAUCCUACUUCCUUUCGUUCCCCACUGGAUCGGCUGAAUCACCUUCCUGCCGAAGAAGCCACAGCACAGACAGCAGAACCCAAAACAAUUCAGCUCAAAAUGCGCUGCCACUGCGGGAGGUGUUCUAUGGACUGGGACGUUAAGACUCAGCACUUGAGUGUAACACGAUGCUAUUGUCCCGCUUGCCGCCACUUUCAAGCCAGUGCUUUCGCAGCCUACCUCGCAGUUUCGGUACCUCUUGAACUGACAGGUGGCUACGUUCAGAAGCUGCGCGGGACUUGCGAAACCCUCGAUACGGUAGAGAGGCUCCUGUGUUCCAAGUGCUUCACCAAGCUGGCUGUUUUGCCUCUUGGAAGACCAGGCGAAAUUUUGCUUUCUUUGGGUUCCGUGGCAGAUAAUUCGAUUCCGGCUUGGCUGGCAUCACGGUGGCAGACUUGUUUCGAAGAGUGGAGUCGGGAUUCCGAGCCAUUAUGGUGGCGAGCAAGACCUGGACCAUGUGCUUUGCCUCGUCGCAGCCUGCAGUUGCAGGGUGGCUGCGCAUGUGGAAGAUGUUCCUUCGAAGCAGAAUUGCUUCCUGGCGAAGCGCAGCACUGCUACUGCAAGCUUUGCCGGCAGAUGUCUGGUUCUGCCGCCCAGACCUGGCUUCCUGCACCCAAGGAGAGCUUUCGUUGGACACGUUCUGCUGCCCUGCAGCUGAUGCGAACAACUGGCCACGGCCAACGGCAUGUCUGCACGGCUUGUGGUACUGUGAUGACCAUUGUGUAUGACUCCCAGCCGGACUGCAUCUGGCCUGCAGCAGGCACGAUUGAUGAUGCCAAGCUGAGAAAACUCGAUGUGGGCGCAGGUCGCACGGUAGAUGAUACUGCUGAUCCGAUGUGGUACCGCGUGAUUCACAUCUGUUGUGCAUGGAUGCAAUCCUGGUAUCAGCUGCCUGACGACGGGCUGCCUCGGCUAAAGUUUGCUGGCUGA
This is a messenger RNA of Symbiodinium necroappetens, 1098 nucleotides long. NCBI's taxonomy places the organism in Eukaryota, Dinophyceae, Suessiales, Symbiodiniaceae. The record is from the annotation of a GenBank genome assembly.